This is a messenger RNA of Choloepus didactylus (southern two-toed sloth), 1233 nucleotides long. It is a transcript of the gene RPP30, whose product is annotated as ribonuclease P/MRP subunit p30. Gene Ontology annotation, cellular component: nucleolar ribonuclease P complex. NCBI's taxonomy places the organism in Eukaryota, Metazoa, Chordata, Mammalia, Pilosa, Megalonychidae. Gene Ontology annotation, molecular function: RNA binding. The transcript is spliced from 11 exons. The record is from RefSeq and is a predicted model, not a curated record. Bases 29 to 835 code for a protein of 268 amino acids. Gene Ontology annotation, biological process: tRNA processing.
CGUACGCGGGAGGUCAUGUGACUUCAGCAUGGCGGUGUUUGCGGAUUUGGAUGUGCGGGCGGGUUCCGACCUGAAGGCUCUGCGCGGGGUAGUGGAGAACGCCGCUCACCUUGGCUAUUCAGUUGUUGCCAUCAAUCAUGUUGUUGACUUUAAGGAAAAGAAACAGGAAAUUGAAAAACCAGUAGCUGUUUCCGAACUCUUCACAACUUUGCCAAUAGUACAGGGAAAAUCAAGACCAAUUAAAAUUUUGACUAGACUGACUAUUAUUGUUACGGAUCCAUCUCACUGCAACGUUUUGAGAGCAACUUCUUCAAGAGUCCGGCUAUAUGAUAUUGUUGCAGUUUUUCCAAAGACAGAAAAACUUUUUCAUGUUGCUUGCACACAUUUAGAUGUGGAUUUGGUCUGCAUAACUGUAACAGAGAAACUACCAUUUUACUUCAAAAGGCCCCCUAUUAAUGUGGCAAUUGACCGAGGCUUGUGCUUUGAACUUGUCUAUAGCCCAGCCAUCAAAGACUCCACAAUGAGAAGAUACACAAUUUCCAAUGCCCUCAAUUUGAUGCAAGUUUGCAAAGGAAAGAAUGUAAUUAUAUCUAGUGCUGCAGAAAGGCCUUUAGAAAUAAGAGGACCAUAUGACGUGGCAAACUUAGGGUUGCUGUUUGGGCUGUCUGAAAGUGAUGCCAAGGCUGCAGUAUCCACCAACUGUAGAGCAGCACUUCUCCACGGGGAAACUAGAAAAACUGCCUUUGGAAUUAUUUCCACAGUGAAGAAACCUCGGCUGUCAGAAGGGGAUGAUGAUUCUCUUCCAGCUUGCAAGAAAGCCAAGUGUGAAGGCUGAAAAGAAUCCCCUAGUCUCCUCCAUUGGCACUCCCAUCGGCCCUUCUGUAGUUCAUCAGCCACAGCAAAAAUAAAACCUCUGUAUGAUUUAUUAUGCAUUUUACUAUUUCCAUUUGGAGCUAUCAGUCAAUACGGGCAUGACUUGUUUUAUUGCACUUAGAUUUAUUGUGCUUCACAGAUACUGCAUACUGCAUUUUUUUGCAAAUUGAAGAUGUGUGGUAACCUGCGUCAAACAAGUCUUUUUGGCACCAUUUUUCCAAGAGCGUGUGCUCACUUCUUGUCUCUGUAUCAUGUUUUAGUUAAGGUGUGUACAUUUUUUUAGGCAUAAUACUAUUGCAAAAUUAAUAGAUGACAGUAUCAGGUAAAUAAAACUUUUAUAUGCACUGGGAAACCAAAAAA